Thalassophryne amazonica is the source of this 1494-nucleotide messenger RNA. It is a transcript of the gene gpn2, whose product is annotated as GPN-loop GTPase 2. The transcript has 6 exons. Gene Ontology annotation, molecular function: GTPase activity. NCBI's taxonomy places the organism in Eukaryota, Metazoa, Chordata, Actinopteri, Batrachoidiformes, Batrachoididae. Bases 62 to 1003 code for a protein of 313 amino acids. Gene Ontology annotation, cellular component: cytoplasm. The record is from RefSeq and is a predicted model, not a curated record.
ACUGAACGUCUUUAGAGGGUGAAUAAUCCAUCUGGAUGAGCUCCUGCAGUCUUUUGACAACAUGUCCAAGCAAGCAGGAGAAACCGCAUCACUGCGCUUCGGCCAGGUGGUCAUUGGACCCCCAGGUUCUGGUAAAACCACUUACUGCCGAGGAAUGCAGGAGUUCCUCAGUAGCCUCGGACGGAAGGUGGUUGUGGUGAACAUGGACCCUGCCAAUGAAGGUCUUCCAUACCCCUGUGCGGUAGAUGUCUCAGAGCUGGUCACGCUGGAUGAUGUCAUGGAAGGUUUAAAACUUGGCCCUAACGGUGGCCUCCUCUACUGUAUGGACUAUUUGGAAGCCAAUCUGGACUGGUUAGAAAGCAAACUUAAACAGCACAGCGACUCUUACUUCUUGUUUGACUGCCCGGGACAGGUGGAACUCUACACCCAUCAGAGUUCAGUCAAGAAUAUAUUCUCACAGCUGUCCAGGUGGAACUUCAGGCUGACAGCAGUGCACCUUGUGGACUCUCAUUACUGCGCUGAUCCAGCCAAGUUCAUCUCUGUGCUGUGCACAUCUCUGUCCACCAUGUUGCAUGUUGAGCUUCCCCAUGUCAGUGUCCUUUCCAAGAUGGACCUGAUUGAACAGUACGGCAAAUUGGCUUUCAACCUAGACUUCUACACAGAAGUUAUGGACCUGAACUAUCUCCUCGAUCACUUGGCUGCAGACCCAUUCUUCAAAAAAUUCCGCCGUCUCAAUGAGAAGUUGGCGGAGGUCAUACAAGACUACAGUCUCGUCUCCUUUGUUCCUCUCAACGUACAGGACAAAGACAGCAUGAUUCAGGUCUUACGGACAGUUGAUAAGGCCAAUGGCUACUGCUUUGGAGACCUUGAGGAAAGGAAUUUGCAGGCUAUGAUGUCAGCUGCUGUGGGGGCAGACUUCCAGUUCAACUUUACUCUCGGAGUGCAAGAGCGGUACGUGGAAACUGGUGGGAAGACUGUGGAGGAGGAAAUGAUGGAUCUGUAAACUGAAAAGCCCAAAUAAAAGGACAACACUGCCAUUUUUUUUAGCACUCGUUCAUUGGGAGAUUCUUGGCAACAUCCAUUGCGCUUGGCUUGAAUUCAGAUGCCACAAAAGCACUGGAGAGGCAUGAAAUACCUCUAGCUGCUGUGUAGAUCCUUUAAGGUUACACCACAUGAAAAGUUCGCAUCUGAACAAACAGCUGAACUUUGCUUUCUUUGCUUUUUUUCCCCUCCAUGUUCAUGUGGGGUCCAAUGUCUGGGUACUACUGAGCUGUAUUUGAGGGUUCAUUGUCUUGCACAAUGAAACUUUGGUAUUCAGCAGCACACAGGAAUUAGAACCACCAACCUUGAGGUUAAUGGAUAACUGACUCCACCAACUGGACUAUUUAUAAUCUCAGCUCUAAUAUGUACUUUCAUUUGUAGGUGUCAGUGUUUUGUUUGAUCCAUUUUCCACUGUGCUUUUUGUAGACUUCAACAAUGAAAUCCACUCACUCA